Lachancea thermotolerans CBS 6340 is the source of this 219-nucleotide messenger RNA. It is a transcript of the gene KSH1, whose product is annotated as Ksh1p. The coding region runs from base 1 to 219 and encodes 72 amino acids. NCBI's taxonomy places the organism in Eukaryota, Fungi, Ascomycota, Saccharomycetes, Saccharomycetales, Saccharomycetaceae. The transcript has a single exon. The record is from RefSeq and is a predicted model, not a curated record. Gene Ontology annotation, biological process: intracellular transport; protein secretion.
AUGAGUGCUCUAUUCAAUUUUCAAGCGCUGCUUCAGGUUCUGCUCCUACUUAUCUGUUCGUGCACAUACAUUCACUCGCAGUGGCCAUCUCUGUUAGACAGGUACAAAGAACACAGCAUGCUAGGCGCCUUCUGGAAGUGUGCUCGCAUUGGCGAAAGAGCUAGCCCUUACGUGAGCAUCGCCUGCAUAAUUAUGGCGGUGAACCAGUUUCAAACAUGA